AUGGCAUUGAUAGCACCGGUCACUCUGCUUUUUACUUUUUCUCAAAUAUCACUUGCGCAGGCCGAUCAAACAGAGGGUUGGCAGUUUGAUGACAACUCUCGCUCGAGCUGGGAUAUUUUCUGGACAUGCGUGUCAACGAUUCUUGCAUGUACAUGGACAGCUUUGCAUCUAAAAGUUCCAAAGCGAUCCGAGCACAAUGGAGACACGAUGUCUAAAAAACUCCCAACGUGGACCUGCGCGCUACUUGCUCCCGAAUUAAUGGCCAUGGUUGCUGUGGGGGGAGCUCCGACAGGCAAUAUCAAUUCAUUGGAUAGCAACAAAGACUCGAGUUCAGGAAACCUUCCUCUACACACUGCAAUUUCAUCCUAUGAUAAACCAGACUCGCGGAAAUCCUGGACAAUAUGCGCGGUGCGAUACUGGUCACGGACGAUGAAUGGACCUACCCAGUUCUACCGAGCAAUGUUGCCCCCCCUAAUCGAGACUGGGGUCAUCAAGCACUCUCAUUUGAGAGAGCGCGACAUUCAGGACAGAGCUAAAGCUGACUCUUUCGCAAAGGCGUUCACGAUGCUGCAAACCUUCUGGGUCACCUGCAAUAUUAUUGCGCGGGCAGCAUACAAUCUCCCGAUAACGCCGCUUGAGAUUUCUACCGUGGCUUACGCCGUCUGUGCUGGAAUCACCUAUGCAGUUUGGUGGCACAAACCCAAAGAUAUGGUAACACCCAUCAUGAUCUAUUUACCCUAUGGUCGUGAAAGUGACGCAAUGCCUCGUCGGGUAAGAGAAAUUUUGGACGAGCAUGAAUCUGGUUGGAUUCAUUUAUCCGAAGCCUUUCCUGAAGAUUCUUCUCGAUCUGUUUUCACGAAAGUGGUCACUUUCCCCUUUCGGCUCUUGAUCUUUACCAUCAGUCUUUGUCUGCCUGUCAAAUGGGUGAAAAGAAAGCAUAUGGCCAGGCGUGAUUCCUCAAAAAAUAGAAUAUCUAAAUCGUCAUCUAAGCCCCCGUCCAAGAACUUGAAACCUCGUACUGUCUCGGAGGCAAAGCAAUCAGCCACACCGGAACAGAACUACAUGGCGGAACAGAACAGACUCAAGGAUGAGGAUGAAAAAUUGACCGUCAAGGAGAACAUGAUCCUUGAUCUUUGUUCCCUGCUGAUUGCUUUACUGUUUUGCGGAAUACAUGUUGCUGCGUGGAACUUUGUCUUCCCAACCAAAGCCGAGCAGAUAUCCUGGCGAGUCUUUUCGCUUAUUUCAAUGUCUCUCCCUUUGCCAGUGGCUCUUCACUUCCUCUGGAUUCAUUGGAAACUCUACCGUGAGUCAGGCGAUAAAGAUCGUCUUAUAUCUAACAGCGAAGGAUACGGGGUUUGGGAAGCCUUGCUCUUCAUAAGUCUCUUCGUUGUGUAUUCGAUCGCCCGCUGGGGAAAUAUCGUGCUUAUGUUUACGUCGAUGAGAGCACUACCUACUGGAUCCUAUAUCGCGAUUGAUUGGUUAUCCUCGAUUCCACACAUAUAA
Messenger RNA from Penicillium manginii, 1503 nucleotides. RefSeq lists its product as uncharacterized. The transcript is spliced from 4 exons. NCBI's taxonomy places the organism in Eukaryota, Fungi, Ascomycota, Eurotiomycetes, Eurotiales, Aspergillaceae. The record is from RefSeq and is a predicted model, not a curated record. Bases 1 to 1503 code for a protein of 500 amino acids.